Molecule: messenger RNA, 1338 nt
Organism: Wickerhamiella sorbophila
Lineage: Eukaryota; Fungi; Ascomycota; Dipodascomycetes; Dipodascales; Trichomonascaceae
Product: Cell wall protein PRY3
Exons: 1
Coding region: 1-1338 (445 amino acids)
Cellular component (GO): extracellular region
Source: RefSeq, a predicted model, not a curated record
AUGCAGUCCUUCUUUAUUUUCGCACUCCUUUCGCUUAUUUCUGCCAGCGAGGCCGUCGCCGUCCACUAUUGUCCUUUGCCUGCACCCACAACUGAGGCUGCGGUUUCGACGAACCAUGGAACUCAUGUUCUUCCGCCGAGCAACAAGCCAGCUACACGUGGCCACUCCGGCAGCGAGUGUAAGCAUGGUAAGUGUUCUGUAGUUUCAGUGCCUGGUUCGGUCGCUCCCGCUGGCUCUGGCUCUGUCGCUCCUGUUGGCUCUGGCUCUGUCGCUCCUGUUGGUUCUGGCACCGUCGCUCCUGUUGGUUCUGGCACCGUCGCUCCUGUUGGUUCCGGCUCUGUCCCUCCUGUCGGCUCUGGCUCUGGCUCUGUCGCUUCUGUUGGCUCUGGCUCUGUCGCUCCUGUUGGCUCUGGCACCGUCGCUCCCGUUGGCUCUGGCACCGUCGCUCCUGUUGGUUCCGGCUCUGUCGCUCCUGUUGGUUCCGGCUCUGUCGCUCCUGUUGGCUCUGGCACCGUCGCUCCCGUUGGUUCUGGCACUGUCUCGACCUCCGACCAUGCCACUACCUCCCUCUUUGCCACUGGCUCUAUCCCUGGCGCUCCCUCCGCCUCUCACCGUGCCUCCGUCUCUAGCUCCGCUAAUGCCGCUGGCUCUGUCGAUGCCACUGGCUCAGGUGUAUCUUCUGCCCCCGCCUCUAGCUCCGCCAGUGCCGCUGGUUCCGUCGAUGCCACUGGCUCCGGUGUAUCCUCUGCAAGUGCUACUUCAUCGGCUUCCACCGCUUCUGUCAGCUCGAAAUCAGCUUCGAAGACCUCUUCUAGCUUCCAAUCAGUUUCGAAGAGCUCUUCUAGCACUGUAACCAGCGCUCCCAGUGUUGUUACUAGUGCCCCCGCUCCUCCUGCGUCCACCACCCAAGCUCUCGACGCCUUUGCCCAAUCGAUGUUGAGUUACCACAACGAUGUGCGUGCGAUUCAUCAAGUUGGUCCCCUGGAGUGGGAUCAGACUCUUGCUGAUUUUGCCGCGCAGGCGAUUGCCAAUGAUGCUCCCACCUGCAACUUCGAGCAUACCGGUGGCCCUUACGGUGAAAACAUCGCUAUUGGCUACGGCGAUGUUUACAAGGGCAUGCACGUCUGGUACGCUGAAGGCACCAAGUACAACUACUCGGACCCUCACUUCUCCGGCGAGACUGGCCACUUCACCCAGAUGGUCUGGAAGAGCUCCCAAAAGCUUGGUUGUGCCCACGGUCAAUGCGCCAAUAACGGCCCCCUGCUUGUUUUCUGCGAGUACGACCCCCGUGGCAACAUCUAUCAGUCGAUGGGUGACAAUGUUUUCCCUCCCAAAUAA